Molecule: messenger RNA, 3336 nt
Organism: Adineta ricciae
Lineage: Eukaryota; Metazoa; Rotifera; Eurotatoria; Adinetida; Adinetidae
Source: the annotation of a GenBank genome assembly
AUGUGUUCCAAAAAAAAGUACCAUCUAUUGGCAAACUCAGCGUUAAUUAAUAACAAAAAAUGUCACCUAUCGACUAUCCUUCAAGAAAUCUCAAUAACAUUCGGUUUAUCCUUAUUUGCAUUUUAUCUCUUCUAUCAAUUAUUUGGAAACAUUAUAUUGAUUCUUGUUCUCGUAUUUGGAAUACUAUCUUCACUAUACGGUUUACAAGAUAUGUUACUUUAUCAACCGGAUGAGCCAGAUACCGCACGAACAAUUGUACAAACACCCGAGUUAUUUCAUAUGGAAUAUGAAACGAUAAUUAUUGAAACAGCUGAUAAUGAAAAAUUGCAUGGAUAUUUACUAACACAAAUGAGACAAAGUGAAGAAUGUGCAACAUUGGUUUUCUUUCAUGGAAAUGCAGGAAAUAUAGGACAUAGGUUACAAAACGCUCAUUUACUCUAUCGGACAUGUAACAUUAACAUUCUUCUAUUUGAUUAUCGUGGUUACGGCAAAUCAACUGGUGUUCCGUCAGAAACAGGUCUUUAUACAGAUGCACAAGCUGUAUAUGAUUUCGUUCGAUCACGAAAUGAUUUAAAUCAAGGGAGAAUUAUUUUAUUUGGACGUUCAUUAGGUGGCGCCGUUGCCUUGCAUCUCGCUGCACAUCUUGCUGAAAAUGAAGCAACACCUCCAUUACAUUGUGUAAUUGUUGAAAAUACAUUUACGUCAAUACCCGACAUGGCCAAACGAUUGUUUCAGUUCUUCAUACUUGAUUAUAUACCCACUUGUUACUACAAGAAUUUAUUCUCCUCAAUUAGCAAAAUUCGCCACAUUAAAAUACCUAUACUUUUCCUCUCCGGUGAACAAGACGAACUAGUGCCACCACAGAUGAUGCGCAAAUUACAUGACGAAUGCCAAAGUGCAAAAAAGCAACUGAUUUUAUUUUCCGACGGCCAACAUAAUACAACUUGGCUUACACGGAAUUAUUCAACGCAGAUACAAAAGUUUCUUACAGAAUGUUCAACAUUACCUUCCGAAGGAAUAUCAGUGUCUGUCCGUUAUUUAUUUAUUUUACUAUUCUACAGUAAUUUAAUCACUUCAACAACAUCAUUCAUUCUCUACCCACCAUUGAAUCGUCUCAUUGAACAGUUAACAUACAAUUCAACGUUACCACAAUGUACGUUUUCAACAUGUUACCGAACAGCAACUCAAGCAGACUUUUCAACAACUGAUCUUACCCAUGAUCAAUUGUUAAAACUAUCGACAUAUGACAAACUCCCUCAUGAUCGUAAACCGUACCUCAUCUCUUCAACGGGAAUCUAUUAUGGUCAACGUAUUCGUUAUCGAAAACGAGUUGUAGAUCAAUUUCUUGGCAUUUACUAUGCUGAACCGCCCAGACCACUGGAAAAACCCGUUAAAAGACGCUUUGAUUAUGUAUUACACGAUGCAACUAAAUUCAGUGCGUGCUGUAUGCAAUCGAAAAUGAUGGCAGAGAAUCUUUCGUAUGGUUCAUUUCUAAUGCAGCAAAAUUUUAGUGAUGAUUGUCUUUCUUUGAAUAUCUAUCGAGCUGAUCUACGCCAUGGAGAAAAACGUAAGGCAAUCAUGUUGUUUUCUCACGGAGGUUCAAAUCAGUUAGGUGGCGGAUCAUUGUUCGAUGGAAGUAUACUGGCCAGUGAAGGUGAUAUCAUUGUUAUAACAAUGAAUUUUCGCCUAAAUUAUCAUGGGUUUUUGUCUAGUGGUGAUAAUCGAGUUAAAGGCAACUAUGGUCUAUGGGACCAACUAUUGGCUGUCGAAUGGAUUUAUGAAAAUGCACAUUUAUUCGGCGGUGAUCCGAAACGAAUAACUCUGGCUGGACAUUCAGCAGGUGCUGGAAAUGUCAUGUUAAUACCCGCCAGUCGACAUUGUCGUGGAAUGGUCCGUCGUGUUAUAUCUCAAUCAGGUACUGGUUUAGCUCCAUGGAGUAUCAACCACAAUCCAUUGAAAUUACUCGAACGCUUCUCGCGAGAGUUUAAUUGUACAGAUUCUGACGGGAAGGAAAUGUUUGAUUGUAUUCAUAAAUUAUUAGACGAAGGUACAACAGAUAUUUAUCGUCUUCAUUUAAGUUUAAGUAUCGCCGAUGAUAAUCCAUAUCCUGUUAUUGAUAACGAUUUCAUCAACGAUACUAUUGAAAAUAUUCUGCGAAGUGAUCUUUAUGAAAAUGUCGAUUUUCUGACAGGUGUAACAUUGAACGAAGGAUUGUAUUUUGCUGAAUAUCAUAUUAAACAUUUGUACAGUGGCCUUCAAGCUCAAUCUUCAUCAAUGGGUAAGACUCCACUUCGUGAACGACGAGCAGUUCUCGAUAGAAAUUCAACGGCAAUCAUUGCGCCUGAUAUAACGUAUUCAACUCAUCUUGACAACGAACGAAGAAAAAACGAAAUGAUCAGAUUACAGCAAACAACUAGCACGGAACCACCAUCUGUACCCGAACUCAAUACAAUUCUAGAACGUUUUACUAAUUUGAAUUAUGUUGAACGAUAUAUUGAAGCAAAUUUUCAACAUGAACAAUGCUUUCGAGCAGAUGUGAAACAGAGAUAUGAAUUAGCAGCUCGAGGUGAUAUCAUUGAACAACUAAAACUCUACAUUGACCUCGUUUCGGACUUAAUGUUUAAUUUUCACAUGGUGCGAUGUUUAUAUGUACGUGAACAAGUGAAAAAUAAGACAUCAACCGAUUAUGCAUAUAUUUACUCCCAUCGGCCAACGCUUAAAGUUCGAAGUACAUUUCGUGAUCAAUUGAAAAUAUUACCGCAAGCUGUUGGACAUUUUGCAGAAUUAGAAUGUAAACAGUAUCUUGUUACUAAUUCAAAAUUUUUGACAAAAAAAGAUUAUGUCUUCGGUGUUCCAUUGGCACGGAAUUAUUCUACGAUACAUCAAAAUGUGAAUAUGAGUUAUUAUAAUUAUUCGACGGACGAAAUCAAUUUCAGUCGACAAGUUAUUCACUAUUGGUCAAAUUUCAUCAAAACUGGAAAUCCAAAUAAGAAUCCAUCUUCUAAUAUUAAACCACAUGUUGAGUGGAAAUCGUACACGAAAUCCGAACAUAAUUACUUAUAUUUUCAUUUGAACAACAUUCAUAAUCGACCAAAAUAUUUUGACUCGAUGUAUGACUUCUGGAUGAAAUGCUUUCAAAUUGAACAGUCAGGUGGAUGCAAUAAAGCAAAAAUCGGUAAAUAUUUAACUGCGCUUUUACAUUUACUCGCCAUUAUACUUAUUCUAAUUGGAAUCGGUUCUAUUUGGAAAUACUUUCAAUUGAAAAAAAGUGGACAAUUAAUAGCUCAUGAAUCACCAUCUAUUUUGAUUCCCCACCCUAAUCGUGUAUCAGCAUAA